AUGUCUCGCUCUUUAAAGAAACCUCUCUUCAUUAAUGAAAAAUUACUAAAAAAGAUAGAAAAAGUUAAUCAAGAAGGGGGGAAAAAAGCUUUUAAAACUUGGGCUCGCAGUUCCGUAAUUAGUCCUGAAAUGAUUGGUCAUACUUUACUUAUUCACAAUGGCAAAAAGUUUCUUAGUCGCCAAAUCACCCAAGACAUGGUAGGCCACAAGUUAGGAGAGUUCGCUCCCACUCGGCAAAUUGGCACUCAUGCGAAUGAAUAA
Ambispora gerdemannii is the source of this 261-nucleotide messenger RNA. Lineage: Eukaryota; Fungi; Glomeromycota; Glomeromycetes; Archaeosporales; Ambisporaceae. The record is from the annotation of a GenBank genome assembly.